AAAUUAUGCGGGCGAUUAGAAGAGAAGGGUUUAACCAGAAGCUUUUCCACCUGCCCAAAACCCUCACUAGCCCUGUCAUUCCUACCUCCAAUCUCAUUAGAGUUCCGCCCCCCGCUUAUUCUACUAGCUCACCCAACAACGUGCCUUCCAAGCGCGUGGGCACACACAGCGGCAGCUUUCACUGCGACGAGGCUCUUGCCUGUUUCAUCAUUCGUCUCACUACUAAGUUCCACAACUCCGAGAUCGUCCGUGCAAGAGAACCCAAGGUAUUGGAGGGGCUUGAUGCUGUGGUUGAUGUUGGAGGCAUAUACGAUCCUGGUCGCGACCGGUUCGAUCAUCACCAGAAAGGAUUUGAGGAGGUUUUCGGUCAUGGAUUCCAUACAAAGCUUAGCAGUGCCGGGCUUGUUUAUAAGCAUUUCGGCAAAGAGAUAAUAGCUAAAGAGCUUCGACUCUGUGUAGACCACCCGAAUGUGCAUAGAUUGUUUCUGGCCAUUUACAAAAACUUCAUGGAGGCAAUUGACGCGAUUGACAAUGGAAUCAACCAGUUUGAUACCGAUAAGCCUCCAAGAUAUGUGAACAAUACCGACUUAUCCUCUAGCGUUGGAAGGUUAAAUUUAGACUGGAUGGAUCCGGAUCGAUCGCCUGAGAAAGAGAAUGAGGCUUUCCAGCGAGCAAUGACACUAGCUGGUAGUGAGUUCUUAGAGAGUAUCCGGUUUCAUGCAAAAUCAUGGUUACCAGCAAGGUCAAUUGUGAUGGAGUGCAUUGCAGAGAGAUAUGAUGUAGACCCUAGCGGCGAAAUUAUGGUUUUGAAAAGGUUUGCCCCGUGGAAGCUUCACAUAUUCGAGCUCGAGGAGGAGAUGAAGGUUGAGCCUCCUAUUAAGUAUAUUCUUUAUGAGGAUGAUAGGGGCAAACGAUGGCGAGUACAGGCAGUAGCAGUAUCUCCUGAUAGAUUUGAUAGCCGAAAGCCCCUCCCAGCUCGAUGGCGAGGUUUGACAGACAAUGAACUCUCGAAGGAGGCAGGAAUUCCGGGCUGUAUUUUCGUCCACAGCAGCGGGUUUACCGGCGGAAAUCAUACAUAUGAGGGUGCUCUGACGAUGGCAAGAACUGCUCUGAAAGAUGUAAAUAAAAUCUUGGGAGAUGGAUUUUAGAUUUCAUUAACUGUGUUUCACUCAG
Messenger RNA from Hibiscus syriacus, 1173 nucleotides. RefSeq names its product MYG1 protein-like. The transcript is spliced from 7 exons. Gene Ontology annotation, cellular component: cytoplasm; nucleus. Lineage: Eukaryota; Viridiplantae; Streptophyta; Magnoliopsida; Malvales; Malvaceae. The coding region runs from base 6 to 1148 and encodes 380 amino acids. The record is from RefSeq and is a predicted model, not a curated record.